Molecule: messenger RNA, 1749 nt
Organism: Amaranthus tricolor (Joseph's coat)
Lineage: Eukaryota; Viridiplantae; Streptophyta; Magnoliopsida; Caryophyllales; Amaranthaceae
Exons: 15
Coding region: 106-1311 (401 amino acids)
Source: RefSeq, a predicted model, not a curated record
AUGUAGAGUUCCUCAUUGGCGGUAAGAGUUCAAAAAUUGGUAUUUGCAAGUAAGACCUUGGAGUAUAUAAAGUGUAUAAAAUGAGUAACUAAUAAUACGCCAUUGAUGGAAGAAGAAGGUACACUUGGAGGAAAAAUGGAGUUGCUCAAACUUUCCAGACUAAAACUCCAUCUUCGUGUCCUAAUAUCCGAGGUCAAAGAUCUUCGAGAAAGAGAACGGUCUUCAGGGGAGCGACUUCGUCUUUCAAUCCUGAAACAGAAGCAAUUGGAAGAGGAAUUCGGGAGGAAGUUGAAGGAAUUGGAAUCUGAACUCGCUUCGUCGAAUGAAGCGCGAGAAAAGUUGGAAAGAACAGUGAGUUAUCUCCAAAACGAUAAUGCUUUGCUUGAAAUCAAGCAAAAGGAUUUGAAUGCUACUGUGCAAAAUCUUUUACAAUCAAGGGAGCAAUUUGUUAAUGCUUACCAGGAAUCAACAAACGAUAUGAAACGUUCAAUUGAAGCAAGAGACCGGAAGCUCAAAUAUUUCUCAGAGAAGCUGAAGUCUCACUUGUUACUGUUUGAUUCUAUAGAAAAGGAGGCAUUGUGUGUAAAGCAAUUUGUUGAUAAUGUGCGGCAUGUAAUUAAUGACAAAGAGGAAAUAGUAAUUGGCUUAAAAAGAAAGUUUGAUGAGCUUCCUGAGGUUGAGAAAGUAUUUAUGGAAAAAAUAAAAGAGAUGGGAAAUAAACUUGGGAAUUACAAGGAUGAGCUGCAGAGAAAAGACAAGGUCAUUUAUGAAUUGGAAGCAAAGCUUGAAGCAGAAAGGAAUAGUAACAAAAGUCAAGCACAAUUAGAAAUUCUUCAGAGAUCUCUGUCAAAGAAGGAUGCUGUUAUACAAAAUUUAAUAUCAGAGAAGCAGGCUCUGGAUUCUGAAUUGAAGAGUUUAGCAAUUGCCUUAAGGAAGAUCCAGCAUGCUUUCAGAGAUAUGAAUGAGGAUAAAAAAGCAUUUUUGUCAAUAGCUGAAAGCGCAGAGAAAUGUAAGAAUCCCGGAGAAGAAAUGAGAAGGAUUGAAGAUUCCAAGGUUGACACGAGGAAGGAGUCUGAAUCUUUGCUUACUUUGGGAGGCUUUGGAGAAUUUCAAGAAACAAAUGAGACAGGAUUUCAUGCUGAAGAGCCUGCUAGCUCUAGAACACAGUCAGUUUGUUCUGUACCUGAAUCAGCUACUACUGCUCAAACCAAGCCCAUUAAUGAAGCAAAGUAUGUUUGCAUGAUUACAGCAUGCCCAGAGGAAUCAGAGUGCUCAACAACUCAAGCAGAAGCUUCAGAAUGUGCUGGCUAGGUUCCAACUAAUCAUACCAUAUAGGAAAAGAAAUAUGCAGCCUACUAUCAAAUUCGCGCAAGGCUUCUGAAUUAGGUCAGAAUUUGCUGAACCUCUUACUACAUAAAUCUCUCCUGAUCGCGGGUCAACCAGCUGGAGCUAUCACUUGUUUCCCUACCGAAUUUUAUCAUUGAGGAAGGUUACAUAUCCCGUAAGUGUCGUAAUUGCAAAGAGUGUUUGAUCUGGCCUGUAAUGUCAAUGCUUAAGACAGGUUAGUUAGCUCAGACUUAUUCUUUGAGAUAGAUUUUGCUAUAUAUUGCACCUUCAAAUUUUUUUAGGGGAUUUGGGGGACGGGUUUUGAACACUAGUGGCAAUGCCAAUGAUCUCAAUAUUGCGGAAUUGCAGUGCGGUAAUGUGUAUAUUCUCUUUAUUCUAACAUCCAAGCAUUAAGGUUUAUCA